AUGAGAAAAAAGAAAUUUGGUCAAGGAGUUGAGAAUGAGGUCGAGGCAUUAAGGAAUGCCUAUAGUAUAAUCAAAUAUGUGGCAAAAUGGAAACGAAAAGCAAGACUUGCAAGAGAAAGAAGAGCAGCUGAGGCGGCAGCUUUAGCUGCUGAAACACAAGGAAAUAAUCGUUUAUCUAUUGGAGGAGAACUUUCUUCACAAAUUCCGAAUAAUUCUGACAAUGCUGGUACUUCUAGAAUUAGGCUUGGACCUUUAAAAUUAGGUGGUCUAAGAAGGCCUUCAACAAAUAUAUUUGGUGGUUCAAGCAGUUUAAGUGCCCGUCCAAAAUCGGCCCUUGGAAGGAGACAAAUUGAAAGAGAAAAGAAUUCAUUACCUCCAAUGCGUACUCCAAGGGAUCCACAACAACAAGAAUCUGCUUCUGAUAUUGACAAAACUUCCCUUGAUGAAAGAUUACCUAAUGGAAUUCCUGGAAAUGGUUCAAUACCUUUAGGAAAACCAAAAUCUACUAUUGUAAUCACACCAAGUUCACCAACACCCUCCAUUCUGCAGCAGCAUCGAAUUCUUCCUCCUUUAAGAAUGCCUGAUGUUGAGGAAGAAGGAAUAGAAAAUAAUAAUAAUGACGGAGAUAUUGGAGGAAGUAAUAAUAGACAAGCAUUAAGAAGAAAUAGUGAAAAUAAUUCAGAAGUAAAUAUUAGAGGUGGAGGAAGUAGAAGUUUAAUUGGAAGAUUUCGACGAGGAGCGUAAGUUUCUUUUUUUUGCUUUAUUAUUUUGAAUGUACUCUGAAAUACUUACAAUUAGUUUCUUAUUCCUUACAUGAGUAUCGCUUAGGAGGCUCCCCCACCCAAUAGCCAACCGGAUUUAAAAGUAUUUUAAAUUGGGGGGUAUGUUUUAUAUUUAGUAAGGUCCGAUCGCUUUUUCCUCUUUUUAUUAAAUUUUCUCUUUUUAGAAGAGUAGCUCCUGGAAACGAAGAUAUAGCUUUACAAGAACAUCCAAAUAUACAACAACCAAGAAGAUUUCAACAAAGAGAACAACAAGA
Meloidogyne enterolobii is the source of this 1036-nucleotide messenger RNA. Lineage: Eukaryota; Metazoa; Nematoda; Chromadorea; Rhabditida; Meloidogynidae. The record is from the annotation of a GenBank genome assembly.